GCCAACGCCGGAGUGCGCCAUGCCGCGCGCAACAAGCCGACCGGCAGUCGACCGCCGCGCCCAGGCCUUUCCCCUUCCGGCACAAGUCCAACCGGAUCCGACCCCAUGGCCUUCUCGCGCCUCAUCCCCUCUAGAAGUCGCCUCCUCUCCAGCCUCCUCCACGCAACGGGACCCAUCCCCACCCCGCGCACGGCGGCGGCCGCCGCCACCCCCACCCCGCUCGGCCCCUUCCUCCGCAACUUCGCCUCCGCCACGCGGCGGGCGGGGCCCUCCUCCCGUCCCCGCACCGCGGACAUCGGCGCCCGCGCGCGGCAGUUGCAGACUCGCCGCCUCUGGUCCUACGGACUCGCCUUCGCCUGCACGGCCGGCUUCGUAGUCACCGUGCUCGCCACGUUCCAGGACCAGCUCGUCUUCUACGUCACGCCCACCGACGCGCUGUCCAAAUUCACCGCCGACCCCUCCAAGUCCCGCGUCCGCCUAGGCGGCCUCGUCCUCGAGGGCUCCGUUGCGCACCCCUCGUCGUCCUCCCCCGAGAUCGAGUUCGUCGUCACGGACCUCAUUACCGACGUGCUCGUCCGGUACGAGGGCGCGCUGCCUGACCUCUUCCGCGAGGGUCACUCCGUCGUCGUCGAGGGCCUCCUCAAGCCCUACACCGACGACCUCCGACGCGACGACGGGAGGAAGGUGACCGAGAAGGCGCGGGAGUGCGCGUGCUUCUUGCGCGGCACCGAGGUGCUCGCCAAGCACGACGAGAAGUACAUGCCCAAGGAGGUCGGCGAGGCGCUCGAGCGAAACAAGAAGCGCCUCGAGGCUGAGGCUGAGGCGGCCGCCGCUCAAGGGUCCAAUGUGGCUGCAGCGGCGGAGGGAGCAAAGGCAAGCUCGUAAGAUUUUGCCCGCCUUCUGGUUUGAGAUCUACUGGAUCGUGAGUACGAGGCAUCAGGCAUAGGUGGAUUGGAUUUGAUUUCAUUCUGCGCUGGGGGAUAUCCGCAGCGUGAUUGACUUUAACUCUAGGCUGAUGUGAUUGAUGAGCUGGGGAUCGGGUAAUUUUUGUUAGGGGAAUGCUGACAAAUGUUGGUUGAACACAGUAUACAUACUUGUUUUCAAGUAAUACUAUUGGUAUACUCCUUCCACUGAGUGAUACUAUAGGUUUACUAGAUUAUAAGCUUGAGCUCUAGGUGGAUUUGAAUUUGUUUUCA
Molecule: messenger RNA, 1196 nt
Organism: Zea mays
Lineage: Eukaryota; Viridiplantae; Streptophyta; Magnoliopsida; Poales; Poaceae
Product: ATG1
Exons: 1
Coding region: 106-885 (259 amino acids)
Biological process (GO): cytochrome complex assembly; protein-heme linkage
Cellular component (GO): plasma membrane
Molecular function (GO): heme binding
Source: RefSeq, marked validated